AUGUCACCUCCGAAGAGAACAAACAGGGCCGUUCCAACAACCACCCGGGGAACGACGGAAGAAACAACCGGUGUAACUUCUGAAGGAACAACAGCGUCUCCAAAAACACCAGGAACAACCGAAAAAAUGACCGUUGUAACUAGCACAGAAAUUACUUCUGAAAGAACAACAGCGCCUACAAGAACACACGAAACGACUGAAGAAAGAACCGUUGUAACUUUCACAGAUGUCACCUCUGAGAGAACAACAGCCCCUCCAACAACACCAGGGACGACUGAAGAAACAACAGUUGUAACUUUCACAGAUGUCACCUCCAAGGGAACAACAGCACCUCCAACAACACCAGGGACGACUGAAGAAACAACCGUUGUAACUUUCACAGAUGUCACCUCUGAGAAAACAACAGCCCCUCCAACAACACCAGGGACGACUGAAGAAACAACCGUUGUAACUUUCACAGAUGUCACCUCCGAGGGAACAACAGCACCUCCAACAACACCAGAGACGACUGAAGAAAGAACCGUUGUAACUUUCACAAAUGUCACCUCCGACGGAACAACAGCACCUCCAACAACACCAGGGACGACUGAAGAAACAACAGUUGUAACUUUCACAGAUGUCACCUCCAAGGGAACAACAACACCUCCAACAACACCAGGGACGACUGAAGAAAGAACCGUUGUAACUUUCACAGAUGUCACCUCCGAGGGAACAAUGGCACCUCCAACAACACCAGGGACGACUGAAGAGAGAACCGUCGUAACUUUCACAUAUGUCACCUUCGACGGAACAACAGCACCUCCAACAACACCGGGAACGACUGAAGAGACAACCGUUGUAACUAUCACAGAUGUCACCUCCGACAGAACAACAGCUCCUCCAGCAACACUAGGGACGACGGAAGAAACAACCGGCGUAACUUCUGAAGGAACAACAGCGUCUCCAAAAACACCAGGAACAACCGAAAAAAUGACCGUUGUAACUAAUGUCACCUCCGACGGAACAACAGCACCUCCAACAACACCGGGGACGACUGAAGAAAGAACCGUUGUAACUUUCACAGAUGUCACCUCCGAGGGAACAACAGCACCUCCAACAACACCAGGGACGACUGAAGAAAGAACCGUUGUAACUUUCACAGAUGUCACAUCUGACGGGACAACAGCCCAUCCAACAACACCGGGGACGACUGAAGAGAGAACCGUUGUAACUAGCACAGAAAUUACUUCUGACGGGACAACAGUUACAGCACCUCCAACAACACCGGGUACGACUGAAGAAAGAACCGUUGUAACUUUCACAGAUGUCACAUCUGACGGGACAACAGCCCAUCCAACAACAUCGGGGACGACUGAAGAGAGAACCGUUGUAACUUUCACAGAUGUCACCUCCGAGGGAACAACAGCACCUCCAACAACACCAGGGACGACUGAAGAAAGAACCGUUGUAACUUUCACAGAUGUCACAUCUGACGGGACAACAGCCCAUCCAACAACACCGGGGACGACUGAAGAGAGAACCGUUGUAACUAGCACAGAAAUUACUUCUGACGGGACAACAGUUACAGCACCUCCAACAACACCGGGUACGACUGAAGAAAGAACCGUUGUAACUUUCACAGAUGUCACAUCUGACGGGACAACAGCCCAUCCAACAACAUCGGGGACGACUGAAGAGAGAACCGUUGUAACUUUCACAGAUGUCACCUCCGAGGGAACAACAGCACCUCCAACAACACCGGGGACGACUGAAGAAAGAACCGUUGUAACUUUCACAGAUGUCACAUCUGACGGGACAACAGCACCUCCAACAACACCAGGGACGACUGAAAAAACAACAGUUGUAACUUUCACAGAUGUCACCUCCGACGGAACAACAGCACCUCCAACAACAUCGGGGACGACUGAAGAGAGAACCGUUGUAACUUUCACAGAUGUCACCUCCGACGGAACAACAGCACCUCCAACAACAUCGGGGACGACUGAAGAGAGAACCGUUGUAACUUUCACAGAUGUCACCUCCGAGGGAACAACAGCACCUCCAACAACACCAGGGACGACUGAAGAGAGAACCGUUGUAACUUUCACAGAUGUCACCUCCGAGGGAACAACAGCACCUCCAACAACACCGGGAACGACUGAAGAAAGAACCGUUGUAACUUUCACAGAUGUCACCUCCGAGGGAACAACAACACCUCCAACAACAUCGGGGACGACUGAAGAGAGAACCGUUGUAACUUUCACAGAUGUCACCUCCGAGGGAACAACAGCACCUCCAACAACAUCGCGGACGACUGAAGAGAGAACCGUUGUAACUUUCACAGAUGUCACCUCCGAGGAAACAACAGCACCUCCAACAACACCGGGGACGACUGAAGAAAGAACCGUUGUAACUUUCACAGAUGUCACCUCCGAGGGAACAACAGCACCUCCAACAACAUCGGGGACGACUGAAGAAAGAACCGUUGUAACUUUCACAGAUGUCACCUCCGACGAAACAACAGCACCUCCAACAACACCGGGGACGACUGAAGAAAGAACCGUUGUAACUUUCACAGAUGUCAGCUCCGAGGGAACAACAGCACCUCCAACAACACCGGGGACGACUGAAGAAAGAACCGUUGUAACUUUCACAGAUGUCACCUCCGAGGGAACAACAACACCUCUAACAACACCGGGAACGACUGAAGAGAGAACCGUUGUAACUUUCACAGAUGACAUAUCCGAGAGAACAACAGCGCCUCCAACAACAGCGGGGACGACUGAAGAGAGAACCGUUGUAACUUUCACAGAUGUCACCUCCGAGGGAACAACAGCACCUCCAACAACACCGGGAACGACUGAAGAGAGAACCGUUGUAACUUUCACAGAUGUCACCUCCGAGGGAACAACAACACCUCCAACAACACCGGGAACGACUGAAGAGAGAACCGUUGUAACUUUCACAGAUGUCACCUCCGACGGAACAACAGCGCCUCCAACAACACCAGGGACGACUGAAGAAAGAACCGUUGUAACAAGCACAGAAAUUACGUCCGAAGGAACAACGCCUCCAACAACACCAGAAACAACUGCCAAAGGAACUGUUAUAACUAGCACAGAAAUUACUUCUGAACGAACAACAACGCCCCCAAGAACACUGAAAACGACUGAAGAAAGAAACGUUGUAACGAGCACAGAGAUUACUUCCAAAAGACCAACCGCCCCUCCAAAAUCAUUGGAGACAACUGAAGAAGUUACCAUUGUAUCUAGCACAGACGUUACUUCUGGAGGGACAACAACCCCUACAACAACAUUAGCAACGACAUCUUCGGAGACAUCACAAACGACAGAGGUAAGAACCGCCGCGGUAGUUACAAGUGAAGAGACCACUACGGAAGGGACCACAAAUCCUCCACUAACACAACAAACAACUAGAGAUCGAACGGUAGACACUACAACACCACAGACUACUGAGGAAAUUACUCUUAUAACAGCUACGGGUAUCAGUACCAAACAGAUAACAACACCUUCAACGACACCUCAAAUCACUUCGGAAAGAACAGUAGCAACGAGUGGAGACUUAAUUACUGAAGAUAAAACACCACCUCCAACAACGACUGAAGCAAGAACCGUUGUAACAAUAACAGGGAUCACUACGGAAGAAACCACAACACCCCCAGCGACGACAAAGACAACUGAAGAAAGAACAGGAACAGCAGUCACUACGGAGGUAAGCACAACACCUGCAAUGACACUGAAAAGUACUGAAGAAAGAACCGCAGAGACAAGCACACGUCUCACUACAGAAGGGACCACAAAAGGGGCCGAAUCUGAGGGAACCACAACCGGUGUAGCAGCACAGCAAACAACUGUUGACGAAACUGCCAUAUCGACUGCUUACGUCACUACUACACCUCCUGCAACGCUACAAUCUACUGAGGAAAGGACGGGGAUCAUUACGGAGGGGAUCACAACACCCUCAAUGACACAGCAAACAGCUCAGGUUAGGACAUCACUCAUGAGUACUUCUGACAGGACCACAACGCCUCCGGAGACACCAAUAACAACUGAAGAAAGAACUGUAACAAAUACAGACCUCUCUACUGAUGCGGCAACAGCAUCGUCAGCAACACCACAAACAACUGAAGAAAGAACUGUUGUAACAAUAACGGAUGAGACCACACUGCCUCCAACAACACCGACAACUGAAGAAAGAACUGUUGUAACAAUAACGGAUGAGACCACACUGCCUCCAACAACACCGACAACUGAAGAAAGAACUGUUGUAACAAUAACGGAUGAGACCACACUGUCUCCAACAACACAAACAACUGAAGAAAGAACUGUUGUAACAAUAACGGAUGAGACCACACUGCCCCAAACACCACAGACAACUGAAGAAAGAACUGUUGUAACAAUAACGGAUGAGACCACACUGCCUCCAACAACACAAACAGUUGAUGAAAGAACAGUGGUGGAAACUACAGAAGUCAGUUCAAUAGUUAGCACGACACCUCCAGUGACACGUCAAACUACUGGGGAAAGCACCAUUGUAACAGUAACAGGAAUCACUACGGAGGGGACCACACCAAUGGCACCGCAAACAACUGAGCCAAUAACGGUUGUGACGAAGACAGGUGUCACUACUGAAGGGACUACAAAGCCCCCAGCAACAGGACAAACAACUGGGGAAAGAACAAUUACAGGGAUCACUACUGAGGAGGCCACAGCAUCUACAUCAACACCACAGACAACUGAGGAAAUCACAGUAGUGACGAGUACAGAUAUCACAACUGAUGGGACCACACCUCCAAAGGCGACACCGCAAAGUACUGUAGAACUAACAGUAGUACCUACUACUUACCUAACUUCCGCGGGGACCAAAAUAUCUCCAGUGACAACAGAAGCUACUGAGCAAAGAACUGUAGUGACGAGUAUAGACCUUACCGCUGAGGAGACUACAACGCCACAAGCGACAACUCCAACUACUGAUGAAAUAACUACAAUGAUCGGAACAGAUCGUACUACUGAGGGGACCACAACACCUUUAGCAACACCAGAAACUACGGAGGAUAUAACCACAACAACACCUCCUACAACACCACAGACAACUGAGGAAAGAACCGUUGUAUCAAUGACAGGAGCCACUGAAGAAGAGACAACAAUAACGCCAACAACACCACAGACAACUGAAGAAAGGACAUUAGUCACCAGUACAAACCUCACUACUGAAGGGACCACAACACCACAGACAACUGAGGAAAGAACCGUUGUAACAAUGACAGGAGCCACUGAAGAAGAGACAACAACACCUCCAACAACGCCACAGACAACCGAGGAAAGAACCGUUGUAACAAUGACAGAAGUCACUGAAGAAGAGACAACAACACCGCCAACAACGCCACCGACAACUGAGGAAAGAACCGCUGUAACAAUGACAAGAGUGACUGAAGAAGAGACAACAACACCGCCAACAACGCCACAGACAACCGAGGAAAGAACCGUUGUAACAAUGAAAGGAGUCGCUGAAGAAGAGACAACACCAUCGCCGACAACCGAGGAAAGAACCGUUGUAACAAUGACAGGAGUCACUGAAGAAGAGACAACAACACCUCCAACAACACCACAGACAACCGAGGAAAGAACCGUUGUAACAAUGACAGGAGUCACUGAAGAAGAGACAACACCGCCAACAACACCACAGACAACUGAUGAAAGAACCGUUGUAACAAUGACAAGAGUCACUGAAGAAGAGACAACAACACCUCCUACAACACCACCGACAACUGAGGUAAGAACCUUUGUAACAAUGACAGAGAUCACUGAAGAAGAGACAACACCGCCUCCAACAACACCACAGACAACUGAGGAAAGAACCGUUGUAACAGUGACAGGAGUCACUGAAGAAAAGACAAUAACACCUCCAACAACGCCACAGACAACCGAGGAAAGAACCGUUGUAACAAUGACAGGAGUCACUGAAGAAGAGACAACAACACCUCCAACAACGCCACAGACAACUGAUGAGAGAACAUUAGUCACCAGUACAAACCUCACUACUGAAGGGACCACAACAUCGCAAACAACUGAGGAAAGAACAGUAACAGGACUUACUACGGAGGGGGUCACAUCUCCUUCAAUGGCACCACAAACAACUGAGCCAAGAACGGUUGUGACGAAGACAGGUGUCACUACUGAAGGGACCACAAUACCCCUAGGAACAGGACAAACAAAUGACAAAAGAACGAUAACGGGGGUUACUACUGAGGAGGCCACAGCAUCUUCAGCAAUACCACAGACAACUGAAGAAAGAACAGUAGUGACGAGUACAGAUAUCACUACUAAAGGGACAAAAACAUAUCCCAAAACACCUGAGGAAACAACAAUAACAGCAAUCACUACAGGAAUUACUACGGAGGGGGUCACAUCUCCUUCAAUGGCACCACAAACAGCUGAGCCAAGAACGGUUGUGACGAAGACAGGUGUCACUACUGAAAGGACUACAAAACCUCAAGCAACACAACAAACAACUGAGGAAAUAACAAUUACAGGAAUUACUACUGAAAAGGCCACAGCACCUUCAGUAACGCCACAGAAAACUGAUGAGAGAACAUCGGUGACGAGUACAACUGAAGAGACCACAACAGCCCCCCAAACACCGCAAACAACUGAGGAAAUAAAGAUCACAGGAAUUACUACUGAGGAGGCCACAGCACCUUCAGUAACACCACAUACAACUGAGGAAAGCACAGUAGUGACGAGUACAGACCUCAGAACUGAUGGAACCACAAGUAUUCUAGUGCCACUGCAAAGUACUGAGGUAACUGAAGUAACAGGAGUGUCUACUACGUACGUAACUUCUGUGGGGACUGCAGCACCUCCAUCGACACCAGAAACUACUGAGGAAAGAACCUUUACAACAAUAACAGAAUUCAAUACUGAGGGGACCACAAAGACUUUAAUGACGUCACAAACAACUGACGAGAAAACUGCUGGGACUAGUACAGAGGAGACCACGGAGGGGACCACAACACCUCCAGCUACACCACAAACUACGGAUGACAGAACCGUUGUAACAAUAACAGAAAUCACUACAGACGUGACCACAACACCAAAAACUACCGAGAAAAUGACCGCAGUGACCAGCACAGACUUAACUUCUGCAAGAACCACAACACCUCCAAAAACUACCGAUGACAGAACCGUUGUACCAAUCACAGGACUCACUACGGAAGAGACCAUGACACCUUCAACAACACCACAAACAACUGACGAAAGCACUGUUGUAACAGUAACAGGAAUCACAACACCUCCAACAACAGUACAGACUGCUGCGGGAAGAUCCGUUGAGGCAACAACAGGGAUCGUUUUUGAGGGGACAACCACAUCUCAAGUGACACAGACAACAGCUACCAUCUCUGCUAAAGGGACUGAAGUAACACCACUGACAACUGAAGAAAUGACUAUAGUAAAAAGUACAGAAGUCCUUACGGAAGGGACAGCAGUACCUCCAACAACUCCACAAAUAACUGAAAUAGGAACAGAUGUCACACAAACAGAAGUCACUACAGAUGAGACCAGAACGCCUCAAAUAACGUCACAAACGUCAGAAGAAAGGAGUACUGGAGUCUCUACCGAAGGGACCUCAACAGCUCAAGCAACUUUAAUGGCAGAUGCUACAGUCACUACCACCGACGGGACCAGAGCAUCUCCGACGACACCACAAACCACGGAGGAAGGUACAGUUGUUACUAACACAGGAGUCACUACUGAAGGGAGUAUAGCACCUUCAUCGACACCGCAAACCACGGUCACACUUGUAUCAACGACAUCAACAACUGAAAGCACUUUAUCUUCUAGAGGGACAGUGGUGACAACUACUGCAACACCGCCUACUUCUACUGAGAAAACAACGGUACCAACCGCUACAGCCUUUACUGUGACACCAACAACAGCAGGCACAAUUCAUUUGACCCUGCCGUUUACCGAAGAAACUAUAGUUUCAACUGCAACAGACACAUCGCCGGUUUCCAGACGUGCUUCAACACCUGAUGCCACAACAACUACAGCUACAGCUACGGGCUCUCCAGCGGCGUAUACAACUCUUGUUGAAAGCACAUUAGAAAUCACGGACCAAACAGAGACCUCUACACCAUCGGCCACAAGAGAAACAUCUACCAUAGAGACAACAGAACAAACAGCAGCACCAAACAAUACAAUCAUUUUUACGAGUAGAGAAGCCACUACAUCGUCUACAUCCACGCUUACAUCAGCGGAGACUACACAGCGAGCAACCCCGACAACAACAACAAUGACGCUUGGCACGUCGCCCUCUACAUCUGCAGGGCAAACGACACAGCAGCCAACGGGCUUAAGUUCGGUUCAAAGGACUGAACAAACUUUAGCCGACUCGACAGUGACGGUGGGCACGCUCUUCUCUGAUACUUCAACUGAAAGCUUCACAACCAAACCAACAGACCCGCAGAAUGUAACGACUGCAACGAAAGCACCUGUUACAACCACCGUCUUUACUACAACAUCUGUAGAAGACACAACAACAGAAGCCAGUAACGUGUCCACUGCUAAUGCUACAACGCUCCCUUCCACAACGGGCAGAACGCUGUCUUCAACCAAACUCGUGCCCUCUACUACGGAUGUGAGACCACUAGAAUCCACAACGAUGGCAUCGACACCGACUGCACCAAAAACUGAGACAACAAGCUUGCCUACAACAGACAGUGCUGACCUAUCAACACAGGCACCAGCCACAUGUGACAACGACUGCUUCCUCGCCAGUGUCGGGAACAUCGGUGCCAGUUACAACCACCGAUGCAACAUUUGUGACAACGGUGCUAGACGCUACAGAAACUGUUCCGCUAAGUCCAACCAUAACUACGUCUAG
Branchiostoma floridae (Florida lancelet) is the source of this 8883-nucleotide messenger RNA. RefSeq names its product mucin-2-like. NCBI's taxonomy places the organism in Eukaryota, Metazoa, Chordata, Leptocardii, Amphioxiformes, Branchiostomatidae. The record is from RefSeq and is a predicted model, not a curated record. Bases 1 to 8883 code for a protein of 2960 amino acids. The transcript has 6 exons.